ACGCCCGACAGGCGCUGCCCACCUCCGAGGCGGACCCCAGAAGCGCUUCGGGGAGGCGGGGGACUCCGGGAUGGGGCUGCGGGGGCCGCGGGCGGGCCGGUGGCUUCCGCCCGGCGCGGCACAUUCCUGCACCGUGAGUCAGGGCGGCGGCGCGGCGGGAUGCGUCGUCCCGCUGCCCUCGGCUCUGGCAGCUCUCUGGCGGGAUUCACGCCGCCGAUCCCGGCUCCCUUCCCGUCACCCAUUUGCAUGCCGCAGCUGUGAAUGGCGUGCCCGGCCGGCCGGCCCCUGGCACGGGGGAGGAGUCUCCGCGCCCUACCCGGGCCGAGCUCGGCGGCGCCGGUUCCUUAAACCUCACUGGGGGGUGGCCCGAACCGAGCGGCGCUGCGCCGCUGCGCUUCACCCGCCUUCACGGCCUGAGGACAGACGUGGGACGAUGUCGGAGGUGCGACACGACAGCACCAGCAGUUUGCAGCGCAAGAAGCCGCCAUGGUUGAAGCUGGACAUCCCGGUGCCGGUGCCUGUGCCCGUGCCAGAAGAGCCCCAGUUUGUGCAGCCCACCCGACGCCAGGCCUUCCUGCGGAGUGUCAGCAUGCCGGCCGACAACACCCGCGUGCCCUCCCUGCCCCACGAGGGCAGGAGGCCAGUGCUGCAACGACAGACCUCCAUCACCCAGACCAUCAAGAGAGGCACAGCAGACUGGUUUGGGGUGAGCAAAGACAGCGACGCUACUCAGAAGUGGCAGAGGAAGAGCCUCCGCCACUGCAGCCUGCGCUAUGGGAAGCUGAAGCCGCAGGUCAUCCGGGAGAUGGACUUGCCCAGCCAGGACAACAUUUCUCUGACCAGCACAGAGACUCCCCCUCCGCUCUAUGUCGGGCCCUGCCAGCUGGGCAUGCAAAAGAUCAUAGACCCCUUGGCCCGCGGGCGAGCCUUCCGUGUGGCGGAUGACAGCGAGGGCUGCAGCGUGCCCCACACGCCCAUCACGCCGGGCGCCACCUCGCUCUGCUCCUUCACCAGCUCCCGCUCCGGCUUCAGCCGCCUGCCGCGCCGCCGCAAGCGCGAGUCCGUGGCCAAGAUGAGCUUCCGAGCCGCUGCCGCCCUCGUCAAGGGGCGCUCUGUGAAGGACAGCACCUUGCGGAGGGCUCAGCGGCGCAGCUUCACCCCCGCCAGCUUCCUGGAGGAGGACACGGUGGAUUUCCCAGACGAGCUCGACACGUCCUUCUUCGCUCGGGAAGGAGUCCUUCAUGAAGAGCUUUCCACGUACCCAGAUGAAGUGUUCGAGUCACCGUCAGAAGCUGCAAUCAAAGAUGCUGAAGUGAAACCUCUGGAUCAGACAGAUCUCACAGGAGGUGCCUUGGACAAAAAUGAGCUUGAAAGAAGCCACUUGCUGCUGCCGCUGGAGCGCGGCUGGAGGAAGCAGAAGGACGGGGCCCUGGCACAGCCCAAGGUGCGCUUGCGGCAGGAGGUGGUGAGCGUCAGCCCUCAGAAGCGCGGGCAGCGCAUCGCCGUGCCCGUCAGGAAGCUCUUUGCCAAGGAGAAGAGGCCCUAUGGCCUGGGCAUGGUGGGCAAGCUGACAAACAGGACCUACCGCAAGCGCAUCGACAGCUACGUCAAGCGGCAGAUCGAGGACAUGGAUGACCACAGGCCUUUCUUCACGUACUGGGUCACCUUUGUGCAUUCCCUCAUCACCAUCCUGGCCGUGUGCAUCUACGGCAUCGCCCCCGUGGGGUUCUCGCAGCACGAAACGGUGGAUUCUGUCUUGCGAAACAGAGGGGUUUAUGAGAACGUCAAAUAUGUUCAGCAGGAGAACUUCUGGAUUGGCCCCAGCUCAGAGGCCCUGAUCCACCUAGGGGCCAAGUUCUCUCCGUGCAUGAGGCAGGACCAGCAGGUGCACAGCUUCAUCAGUGCCAAGAGGGAGAAGGAGAAGCACUCGGCCUGCUGCGUGCGCAACGACAAGUCAGGCUGCGUGCAGACCUCGGAGGAGGAGUGCUCGUCCACGCUGGCUGUGUGGGUGAAAUGGCCUCAGCACCCCAGCACCCCAACGCUGGCAGGAAGCAAGAGGCAAUUUGGGUCUGUUUGUCAUCAGGAUCCCAGGGUGUGUGAGCAGCCAGCCUCGAUGGAACCCCACGAGUGGCCAGAUGACAUCACCAAAUGGCCGAUUUGCACCAAGAACAGUGCUGGCAAUUACACCAACCACCUGCACAUGGACUGUGUGAUCACAGGCCGGCCCUGCUGCAUCGGGACCAAAGGAAGGUGUGAGAUAACCUCCCGUGAGUAUUGUGAGUUCAUGCGGGGCUACUUCCAUGAGGAGGCAACACUCUGCUCUCAGGUGCACUGCAUGGAUGACGUCUGUGGACUCCUCCCUUUCCUGAACCCAGAAGUCCCUGACCAGUUCUACCGCCUCUGGCUCUCACUUUUCCUGCACGCUGGGAUCCUGCACUGUCUGGUUUCAGUCUGUUUCCAAAUGACGAUCCUGCGGGACCUAGAGAAGCUGGCAGGAUGGCAUCGCAUCUCUAUCAUCUACCUGCUCAGUGGCAUCACUGGGAACCUUGCCAGUGCAAUAUUUCUACCCUACAGAGCAGAGGUCGGCCCUGCAGGAUCCCAGUUUGGGAUUCUGGCCUGUCUCUUUGUGGAGCUGUUCCAGAGCUGGCAAAUCCUGGCACGCCCCUGGAGGGCCUUCUUCAAGCUGCUGGCCGUGGUGCUCUUCCUUUUUGCCUUUGGCCUCCUGCCUUGGAUCGAUAACUUUGCUCACAUUUCAGGAUUUAUCAGCGGCUUCUUCCUCUCCUUUGCCUUCCUGCCCUACAUUAGCUUUGGGAAGUUUGAUCUGUACAGGAAGCGAUGCCAGAUCAUAGUCUUCCAGCUCAUCUUCAUCGCCCUCUUCUCAGGACUGGUGAUCCUCUUCUACUUCUACCCCAUCAAGUGCGAGUGGUGCGAGUUCCUCACCUGCAUCCCCUUCACAGACAAGUUCUGCGAGAAGUACGACCUGGACACGCAGCUCCACUGACCGGCGGGGCCCGGCGUCUCCAGCGGGCACUGGAGAGGGCCUGCCUCUGCCUCUGCUGUGCCACCUCCCUGGGGACAAAGCCUCUAACCCCAUGACCCUUCUAACCCUGCCCCUGGAUAAUUUAAACUGCCUCCCCAGCCCUCGGGGUUUGCCUUAUCUUAGAGGA
Messenger RNA from Dryobates pubescens (Downy woodpecker), 3167 nucleotides. RefSeq names its product rhomboid 5 homolog 1 (gene RHBDF1). The record is from RefSeq and is a predicted model, not a curated record. Gene Ontology annotation, biological process: regulation of epidermal growth factor receptor signaling pathway; regulation of protein secretion. Gene Ontology annotation, molecular function: serine-type endopeptidase activity. NCBI's taxonomy places the organism in Eukaryota, Metazoa, Chordata, Aves, Piciformes, Picidae. Gene Ontology annotation, cellular component: endoplasmic reticulum membrane. The transcript has 18 exons. The coding region runs from base 71 to 3001 and encodes 976 amino acids.